Messenger RNA from Drosophila persimilis, 1030 nucleotides. RefSeq lists its product as uncharacterized. NCBI's taxonomy places the organism in Eukaryota, Metazoa, Arthropoda, Insecta, Diptera, Drosophilidae. The transcript is spliced from 3 exons. Bases 27 to 743 code for a protein of 238 amino acids. The record is from RefSeq and is a predicted model, not a curated record.
UUGUGAUUGUUCUAAAUAAAAAGAAAAUGGAAUUGCGCAGCCAGUCCUUCCACGCCCUAGUUAACCUGCUCAAAGACGCUGGUGUCUAUGAGGAAGGAAUGGCAUAUGACGAAGUUAAGCAGCUUGCGCAGGCGAUGCAAUUGUCCACCAUGGAACAAAUCGAGGAAAACGAGGAGUACCUGCAAUUCGAACGUGCCCGCUGUGCGAGCAUUGAGUCUUAUUCCUCUAUGGAGCUGCACCAAUCGACCAUGUUGCCUUCUGUGCUGAUGGCUGAGCCCGUGGCUGGUGAUGUGGCUAUUGAUGUCUCACAGCGCGAUUGCGAUAGUCCCCCUUGUGAGCCUGUUCAUAUGACUGUUCGUGCCAUAGUACAUCACCCCCUCGACUGGAGCCCUUCGGCCGAGCGUCAGACUUUACCCAAGCGCAGAGCUGACGGGAACAGCAACGCCAUCGGUUCGGAGGAGAAGCGUUUCCGAACCGACAACAACAACAACAACAAUCAGGCGCAGCAGCAACAACCGGCAGCUGCCGAGGUAGAUGUCACUCCAGCAUCAUUGGCAUCCGAGGAUUCGGGCGUCAGUUGGGAUGCGCUCAGUUCGGUCAACUCAAGCGCCUAUGACAGCAGCCUAGUGCCAUCCAUUGGCGAGAUGCCCAGUGGUCUGAUGGUCAGCACAAGCAGUGCCGCCGUAUCCGGUUCCUCGCGCAGCAAUAUCCACAAUAGCGAUAGCGAAAUCAAUUCCGAUUAAAUCCACGAAUCGGAUCCCAAUACCAUAGCAUCGUUAGUUUAUGAAUAAUCCCCAUGAAACAUGUAUUCAUUUUAUAAAUAUUUGUAAUGCUUGAGUCACGCUUCUUUCUCAUGUGGAAGAACGUUUGCCUCGGCUUUUUUCACCGCCUGUGUGCAGACAACGAGAUGCUCGGCGCCAGUUUAGUUUGCAGGCCCUCACCAUUUAAGUGUAAUGAAAUAUGUAUAUGCAUGCGCAUGGCUCGCUUGUUUGUUUAUUAAAGUUACACUACAUUGGUGCGUAAACAAUAA